Biomphalaria glabrata is the source of this 2156-nucleotide messenger RNA. RefSeq lists its product as uncharacterized. The coding region runs from base 127 to 1548 and encodes 473 amino acids. Lineage: Eukaryota; Metazoa; Mollusca; Gastropoda; Planorbidae. The transcript has 9 exons. The record is from RefSeq and is a predicted model, not a curated record.
GGUGCCGACACCUGUAAGUUUAUUUAACUUUCAGCAACGAUCGAUAUAACAAAAUCUUCGUCUACACUUUAAUGGUACCAGAGUUUUAUAAAGUCUACACAGAGUUCUUAUAAUUGAUCAGGUGUGAUGAAAGUGCUUCUGUUUUGUGUCUACUUAUGCAGCGCAGAUAUUUCUGUGGCUCAAGUUAUUGAAAUGUGUAGACCUGCCCAAGAAAACAAAGCAUACAACUUUGACUUCAUAGUACAACCAAGCUUGUUUGACCUGUCAGAGUUUCAAAUCAUGAAAGAUGACGUGGUUGUGUCCAUUGGCGAUACAGACUUACACUUCAUAGACUAUUUUAAAUCUACUGUCCAGACUGGUGUGUUCAGAGGAAUUGACAGAACACUCUCUGUUAAACUCACAAUUCACAAUGUCACACGGCGCGAUCAAGGAACCUGGAGCACGAGCUAUUUGCAUAAUGGUAGAAUGCACCUAUCCCAAGAACUUAACUGUUACCUCAAAACUUUUGUGAUACCGAAAACUGUGUCGUGUAAGAAUUAUGUCCAUGGAGGAAGACUAGACAUACAGUGCAUCGCUUUGGGAAUAUUUCCAGAAGGUAUUUGCGUGGUUCGGCUCUCAAACAAUAGGGGUUCAAUAAAGCAGCAAACAACGACCGAGUACAGACACGAGAUGAUGUUGGAAGGAAACGACUCGUAUUUCCGCUCAGCUUGUCUCCUAUCUAUAGACCUAUCCACUUUUACUCAAAAGGACUUGGACAUCGACAUCACAAUGUAUCCUAACGUUACUAAUACAUUGGAAGACUCGAACUAUGGAGCAGUCAAGUCAUUGCACUACAAACUAAUAACGCUACAAAAAAUGCUACCACAUUAUACUGUAGAUGUAGAGGCUUCCAUUCCAAGAGACUGUCUAGAGCUACCAAUAAAUGCAACUCACGUGUUAUGUGCCUAUGGAGAGAUAAUUAAUACCGCACCUGAAGAAGCAGACGUGACGGUGAAACAGGAUCUUCCAUUGGAUAACUCAGUGACAGAUAUUAUAACUUCGACUUUAAUAUCGGAAGGUGUCAUAGGGAGUUGUGAGAUCCAUACCGAUGAGGACGUUUUCGUUACAUGUACUGUAAAACACAAAAUUAAUCAAAAUGUAGCAAGCCAGCUAAUGAUCCAGAAUGGAAUGGUUGUAGAAUUUUUAACAGCUGAAGAAACAUCAACAUUCUUAAAUUCAGAUUCGAUUGCAGACGACCAAAAUAUCUACCAGACUUAUUAUAUAUAUCGCUUACCCCAGGAUCUUCUGAAUUCAGACCUUACAACUUUAACUGUUAGUCUAACGACUGCGGAAGACUGGAAAACGUUUAUGAAGAAUAUUACAUUAGUUCACAAGUCAGAAAAAACAACUUAUCAGUCACAUGACUCAAUCAAUCUGAUAACUUUUUCAAGCAUAAUAAUUGUUUUAAGUUGUCUUAUUGGAUGUAGUGUAUUCGUUUUCUGUAAAACGUUUCGUAAAUUAAACGAUGACAAAGACACUCAAUUAUAUGACGAAAUAGUCGACAUAUGAUAAUAAUAAUAAUAAUAGUAAUAAUAAUAAUAAUAAUAGUAAUAAUAAUAAUAAUAGUAAUAAUAAUAGUAAUAAUAAUAAUAAUAUAAUCUUUAUUGUCCGUAAGGAAAUUUGUCUUACAAUUUGUGCAUAACUAUAACUAACCGAUUAUUACAUUCACACAAGACUCACUAAUGAUUUACAUGUGAAAAGUUUAUAUCACAUUGUUUCUAUUUCAUGAUUUGAAAUAUCGAGCCAUAAGCCAAAUCGUAUCGCAAGAUGAUUUAUAUACUUAACUAGCUUUCGUCAAUAGCAGCAUUCAAAUAAAAAAUCAUUGUUCCCAUCCUAGACCACUACUAUAGCCAUAAUCUCCUACAUUAAUUAUAUACUUUAAAACGUUUCGCCAUAUACCUAAAUUAAAAGUAUUUAAUUUAAAUCAUAAACCAGAACCUAUUUUAUAAAUAGGUUAAUUGCAUGUAUAUAUUUUAUAAGGUCUUAUUAGUAGGAAUCAUAUUGAGAGUCAUUUUAUUUAAAUUAUAAACUAAAUUAAAAUCUAGUCAUUAAUGUACAUAGGUUUUGUUUUUUUAGAUAGUUUGCCAUGAUUAAAAUAUUUCUUGAUUGAAAACAAA